Messenger RNA from Cydia pomonella (codling moth), 6479 nucleotides. RefSeq lists its product as uncharacterized. The record is from RefSeq and is a predicted model, not a curated record. Gene Ontology annotation, biological process: DNA integration; proteolysis. Lineage: Eukaryota; Metazoa; Arthropoda; Insecta; Lepidoptera; Tortricidae. The coding region runs from base 1377 to 5912 and encodes 1511 amino acids. Gene Ontology annotation, molecular function: aspartic-type endopeptidase activity; nucleic acid binding. The transcript is spliced from 2 exons.
UUUAUUUGUCUUGGGUGUUAAGUUAGUAAAAGUAAAAUAAAAAAUAAAUAAAAACAUACGAUGAUAUUGGGACGACGACACUGAAAGUCCAAAUGGAAUGGGUCCGAGUAAUCAUCAUGGCUAGUUAGCAUGGCUAAUAGUCUAGGAUAUAGGUAAUUUAGAUUAAUUGAUGUUUUUUGUGAAUAUUGCACUAUUGUUAUAAAAUAAAUGCUUUCGAUUAGGCUUUGUAGACGUUAAUAAAUUAAAUUAUAAUUCAAAUUAAGUUAUGUGAGCUGUAUACUUUAUGAAACUGCUAGCUUAACAGUCUAGGCGUGAUUCAUUUAUUUAGUAUAGAUUUCAUGUUGACACUUGGAGAGACAGUACAACUCCAAAUCUUAUUAGUAUUAGUACUCUGACAUUGGGGACCUUUUACAUCUCCAGAUUUAAUGUAUUAUUUACCAUAGAGACAAUAUGUCUCUGUUUUACUGUAGUCAUUAUUUAUUUUAAGAUAAUUAUAAUGUAAUGUUUACCUAGGUAUUGGCCGUUGUAUUUGUAAAUGUUGUUAUAUUUUUUUCAUGUCACUACAUGAUGUUACUAUAAAUGUUGUAUUGACUUGUAAAAGAGUCCUUGAGGUCUACUUGCAGAUUUACUUUUAGAAUUUUGAAAUUCGUAUUGCUUAGUUAAAAUACUUUAUUUUGUAAUAUACUGAUAUGAAAUGAGUAAAUCUAAAAUGUAACCUAAUGGUAAAUGUAGGUGAGCAAAGGGACUUGCUCUAGCAGGAUGGCCGAGCUGUAAGGAUACUGUUUAGUUUAUAUAGAUAUUUUGUCAUUAUAAUACAUUUUUCUAGAUUAAAUAAGCUAACUAUAGUAUUAAAAGUAUUUGUAACGAUCGAUCACGUGAAGAGUCACGUGAUCGAUCCCUCCAUCUUAAAUAUUGAACGAGCAUUCGGGAGGUGACAUUCGAACGAUGACAGUCGAACGAUGACAGUCGAUGCAAAUUACAAGUGGUUACGUUGAUUGUAUUAUUAGCAGGUCAGUACGUUUUGUUUUGUUAGAACUCGAUACAAUAUAAUUGCUUGUCUGAGCGACAAGCGUACUACUGUCGUGUGGUUAGUUAGAUUGGAAGAGGUUAUAUUCAUUGUGCCAAAUAAAUGUAUUUUGAUCACACCUACCGUUCUUUUAAUAUUAUGGUUAGACCCCUUAUAAGUGGAUGACCAAACAAUAGCGGGGAUCAGAAAUACAUUAAACAAAAUUGUGGUGGCAUUGGAGAAGUCUAAGACUAAUCCACCGCUACAAAAGGACCAUACUGCCACCACAGAUGCCUUCAUUUCAAUAGAAAACAGACCUCGAUACCACAGAGGGAAAAGGAUACACACACAGACAACAUCCCUUCACAAAAUGGAUAACACACCCAGGAACAACAAUAGGAAAAGACCAGCUAAGUCUAAUACUGACAGAGAAAUGAAGAAACCCAAGUUGAGUUGCAUAUUUUGCUUGGGACCGCACUUUAAUGAUACAUGCCCAUCUUAUAAGACACCUGAUGACAGAAAGAAGAAACUAUCAAACCGAUGUUUUAUGUGCUUAAAGUUAGGGCAUCGUGCACAUGAAUGCAGGAGACAUAAGAAAUGCUAUCACUGCAAGGGCCACCACAACCGAGCCCUAUGCCCAAAGAGAGAACCAGGUAAGAGUGAACCACACCAUGCUGUUACGCUGAACUCAACUGGCCAUUGUUUUAAGCGGAAAUCUUUUUUACAGACUGCAACAGCGCAGGUGGUUCACAAAACCAAGACCCUAAAUUGUAGACUCCUUCUUGACUCCGGUAGUUCAAGAAGCUAUAUUACCACGGACUUGGCAAAACACCUGGAUUUGACAUCAGCAAAUGUAGACUAUUUACUAAUAUUUAUUUUUGGAACCGACAAGCCUAAUGAGACUUUGAGUCCUUGCACAGAUAUUACUAUCAAGACAAAAAGAGGAGUAGAAAAAAGUAUCCAUGUGAAUGUUGUUCCUCGCAUUACUGAUAGGAUACCAAUUCAAGAGAUUCCUAAAAUAGAUAUUGUGGAUAUACCAGCAGAUAGUUACUCAAAGAAUCAAUCAGUAAACAUGCUCAUUGGUAACGAUUACUACUUCUCCUUUAUCAGGAAUAACAAGAUACAGAUUGACACCGAUCUUUACCUAAUAGAUACAGAUUUCGGAUGGAUCAUGUCUGGACACCAUGAUAAGGACAAUCAAGAGAAUGAUAACAUCUUAGCAGUUGUUACCUACUACCAAAACAAUGUAGGAUGUAAGUGUUACACAGAACCUGACCUCCCUUUAAGACAAUCGGAUUUAAAGUUCCUUUGGAGUUUAGAGAACAUAGGAAUAACUGACUCAGUAAAGGGUACUAGAGAGGAAGAGGCAGUUAGAAACUUUAAUGACACUGUCAAGUAUCAAGAAGGUCGUUACUAUGUAAAAUGGCCAUGGACAACAUACCCACCACAUGUACCUACUAACUACGGGUUAGCAUACGGAAGACUCAAGGGAUUAGUACAGCGAUUGGAUAAGCCCACACUGCAAGAAUAUAAUGAAAUAUUGAUGGAACAACUUAAGGCCGAGAUAAUAGAAGUUGUUCAAGUGGAUUCAGAUGUUCGAAACCAGUCUGUGCCUCCAAUUAACUACCUGCCACAUCAUAUAGUAAAACAGAGUACCAAGCGCGGUCGUAUAGUAUAUGACGGUUCAGCAAGGUUAAAGGAUCAGCAAAGCCUUAACGAGUGCUUGUAUAAAGGACCUUGUAUGCUUCAAGACCUGACGUCUCUGCUCCUGAAUUUUAGAAUACAUAAAAUAGGUAUAAUUGCAGAUGUUGAAAAGGCCUUUUUGCAAAUUGGUCUACAGGAAGAAGACAGGGAAGUGACAAGAUUCUUAUGGCUAAAGGACAUCAACAAACCACUAUCCGAUGAAAACAUACUACACCUAAGAUUUUGCAGAGUGCCUUUCGGAAUUAUUUCCAGCCCUUUCUUACUGACGGCAACUAUACGUUACCACAUUUCUCAAAAGGAUAGCAUGCUACUCAAGAAGGUAGCAAAUAAGUGUUAUGUUGAUAAUUUGGUGACUGGCACAGACACUUUAGAAGAAGCUGUCCAACUAUAUGAUGAAUCCAAGAAGGCAUUCGAAGAGCUCUCUAUGAACCUAAGAGAUUGGACAUCAAAUGAUAAAGCUUUCAGUCGAAAAGUACCACAAAAAUAUAGAGCUAAAGAGUCAGACAAAAUCAAAGUCUUAGGGUUGCUGUGGAAUAAAGAGCAAGAUGUACUUACUUUGAACAUAAAUAAAGAAGUGUUUACUGAUAGAUCAACAGACAAAGUUACAAAAAGGGAAGUUUUAAGUAUAUUAGCAUCAUUAUAUGAUCCUUGCGGUAUAGUCUCUCCACUACUUAUGCCAAUAAAACUGUUUCUUCAGGAAUUAUGGAGAAAAGACUAUAAAUGGGAUUCACCAGUAUCGCAGGAGCUGUUACUAAAGUGGAAGAAAAUUGAGAAGAACCUAAGUGAUAUAAAAGAAGUUGAAGUACCACGAUAUGUUGAGGCAAAUGUCAAUAAAGGAUCUGAAAAUGAGUUACAUUGCUUUGCAGAUGCAGCUAAAGACUCAUACGCAGCUGUUGUAUACUUACGGUCAAGUGACGGCUCCAACAUUAAGACAUCAUUUUUAUUGUCAAAAAAUAGAGUUGCUCCAUUGGAUAAGAAAAUGAAAGAUGGUAAGAAAACUGAAAGAAAAAUGACUAUUCCACAAUUAGAACUACUCGGCUGUGUUAUUGGAAACCGCUUACUGACAUACAUAAAAGAGACUAUAGAACUCCCCAUUACUAGACAAUACCUGUGGACAGACAGUUUCGUGGCUCUCAACUGGAUUCACUCGAAUAAGCUUUUACCACCAUUCAUAGCCAACAGAACAGAAGAAAUAAAGCGAAAUGUUGGCUUAGAAACAUACUAUGUAAAUACUAAAGAGAAUCCAGCUGAUAUUGCAACGCGACCUGAACUUUGGAUUCAAAAGAAGAGUGUAUGGCUAGAAGGACCAGCCUUCUUGUCCAAAGAAAAGAGUAAAUGGCCAAAAGAUAUUCAUCUUAAAAGCCAUCAAGAAGUAGCAUCUUUUCCUGCAGUAUUAGAGGGUCCGAAGGAUCAAUCUUCAGAUAUUGAUAUACCUUUGGAAUCGGUUAAUGAUAAUGAACAAAGGUCUGACCAGAAUGAAGUAACAUCUCAGGUUAAAGAAAUAAAAAACCUACAACAAAGAUUCUUUCCAGAUGAAAUAAAAGGCAAACGGACAGACCUCAGUAGAAAUCUUGGGCUAUUUACAGAUGUUGACGGAUUGUUGAGAUGCAAAGGACGAAUGAUGCAUGCUAAUUGGUCAUAUGACAUGAGGUAUCCAGUUCUUUUGCCUAGGGACUGCGAAUUCACAAAGAAAGUAGUAAAAGAAAUACAUGAGAAGAAUUACCAUGUAGGAGCACCUCAUACUCUCGACUUAGUUCGCCAGCAAUACUGGAUUCCAAAAGGAAGACCGGUUGUGGAGAAAAUACUAAGGAAAUGUACUCAAUGUGUAAAGCACGGUGGAGGCCCGUACCCACUACCUCCAACACCGGCUUUACCAGCAGAACGUGCGAAUUAUAGCACACCAUUCACUUAUACCGGACUUGAUUAUUUUGGACCUGUCUAUGUGGCAACUGAAAAUGGACAGCAAAAGAGAUGGAUUUGUCUUAUGACUUGUUUAGCUGUAAGAGCAAUACAUUUGGAAGUUGUUAAGAAUUUGACUGCAGAUGAGUGUAUUAUGGCACUGAGAAGAUUUAUGUCAACAAGAGGAGUACCAGUAGCCAUAGUCUCGGACAAUGCACUAUACUUCAAAUUGAGCUCUGAAAUCCUGAAGAGUGACUACUGCAUCAAGAAUAACAUCAAAUGGAAAUUUAUUCCCCAAUUAGCGCCAUGGCAUGGUGCAUUUUAUGAAAGAUUAGUGGGGUUAGUGAAGCAUUGUAUGAAGAGAACUUUGGAGAAACUGCUACUGAAUGACACACAACUUCUUACUGUCAUUAAGGAGAUUGAGGCUGUUGUUAACAGUCGGCCUUUGACACGAGUAGGUCCUGACAUGGAUAUAGUUCUGAGACCAUGUGACUUUCUAUCUCUAGGACGUUGUCUAAACUUGGAGAUAUCAGAGAGUUAUAGACCUGACCAAGAUGACACUCGGGCGAAACAGAACUUGUUAGACAGUUGGAAAAGAGGUCAGAACAUGUUGAAGCACUUCAAGAACAUGUUUAUAAAUCAAUACUUGACAAGCCUAAGAGAAAGGUACCAACAUAGUCAUAAACAACCAAGGGUGAAAUCACACAAGGAACCGAGUGUUGGAGAUCUAGUUCAGAUAAAGGGCGAAUCUAAAAAUAGAAACACCUGGAGGGUUGGCAAAAUCGUCCAACUAAUAAGAGGUUCCGAUGGAUACUGUAGAGUGGCUCAAGUUCAAGUAGGAGGAAGUAUUUUCACAAGGUCUAUCGGGCACCUGUAUCCCUUAGAAUUGGAAGAGCCACCUUCGGCACCAGUAGAGACGAUUGAGACGGUAGAGCCUCAGCCAAGCGUUAUAGACACUAUACAAAACGAACUUGGUACUACUGAUAUAGAUGAGAUGCUAGAAGAGACUGAGCAAAGAGAAAUCUCGACAGAAAGUCAAGGAAGUGCAGAUAUAGUUUCUAAUCAUGACACAGAAGAGAGAGAGAGUAACACAGAAAAUUCUGAGGAGAGGAUGUCAACUACAUCACAACAACCAGAAGAGGAUAGUUUAAAGACUUCUCAUCCAACCGAUAUCAUUAGUGAUGUACCCGAUAUAGAGACGCAAGAAGAGAGUCAACCACAAGAGGUGACGAGGCGAGCUGCGGCUAUUCGAGCACGAGAAAAGAUCGCACAAUGGACUCGUCAGCUUUUCGCCUUUUUGUAAAUCAGCCUCGUAGCUGGGAGUGUCGCGAAUCCACGCGAUUCCUAAUAAGCAGUUAUGGAAGAACACAUGAUGAAGGAUUUGAAUAGAGAUGUAGUAGAAGUUAAUUAGUUUGAAGAUUGUGUGAGUGCUGUAAGCCAGAGAGAUAAUGUGUUAAGCCAGAAGGAUCCCCCUGGUGAGUGCUUAUGAUUAUUAUAAUGAGCGAAAUAUGUUGUGAGGUUAAGUAAGAGUAAAAUCAUGGUGGCAAGGGAAGGUCUAUUGGGGAAGGUGGUAGGACCUCCAGGGACCUGCGGGUCCCACAUAAGACGAUGAGAGUAGAGAAACCGUGAUGGCAAUGAGUCGGAUCCAUUAAGAGGGGAUUCACCACUAUGAGUGGCUCUCGAUCUGACUCAUGGUGCCAUCUACGGCUCUCAUCUAUAGUACUUAGUAAGCUCAUGAAAGCUAUUAACCUCUCAGCGUAAGUCACUCAAGUUCUUGUCGCACAUUUAGAUAUUAAGGUAAAAUAUAAACUAUAUCAUAUAUACAUCAUAUGACAAUUUAUUAUCUAAUUGAGUUUGAUGUGGCGACACA